AUGCGGCCCAAGAGGUAUGGCGACAUGGUCCGGCGGCUGGGCAAGGCGGGCAGCGAGGUGAAGGUGCGCUCCUUCAUGGAGCCGUCGCGCGUGGAGCCCGGCAUCGGGGUAAACAUCUGGCAGGUGCUCAAGGCGCGCAUGUACAAGCUCGCCCACGCCGACGUCCACGGCGAUCCCACAUUCCAGAUGCCCCUCAGCGACGCCAAGUCCCACCUCAUGGCGCAGAACUACCUCCUCCACCACUACGCCGUCCGCAACAACCUCGACCUCUCCGUGGUCAAGGACGUGCUCCUCCCGCCGCCGGAGCUCCUCAACGCGCAGCCCCCGCCGCCCGUCAAGGACGACCUCUACAAGGGCCUGCCCGUCUUUGACGGCCCCGUGCCCGUCGUGUGCCCGCGCCCCGACCACGGCAAGGAGCUCAAGGUGACCGUCUACGACCAGCUCGACGUCAAGCAGAUGGUCGGGGUGGCCAUGCCCAUGGCGUACAUUCCCAUCGGGGUGUUGAUCCAUGGGAUUGAGAUGCGUCCUGGGCAGGGCGCCAAGCUCGUCCGGGCCAAGGGGACGUUCGCCAAGAUCACCAAGAAGCGGACGGACAAGCCGCGGGUGGCGGUGAGGAUGCCGUCCGGGAAGGAGAAGAUCUUCGACUCGCGGUGCCGGGCGGUGAUCGGGCCGCUCACCAAUCCGAAUAUCGUCAAGCCCAAGAUGUACAAGGCGGGGCAGAACCGGUGGAAGGGUGUCCGGCCGCAUGUCCGAGGGAUUGCCAAGAACCCCGUGGAUCAUCCCCAUGGCGGGCGGACCAACGGGGGACGGCCCUCGGUGACGCCGUGGGGGAAGCCUUGCAAGUGUGGGUAUAAGACGGUGAGAAAGAGGAAGCCCGGGCUCAAAUAUUGA
This is a messenger RNA of Selaginella moellendorffii, 891 nucleotides long. RefSeq names its product 60S ribosomal protein L2, mitochondrial. Gene Ontology annotation, molecular function: RNA binding; structural constituent of ribosome. Gene Ontology annotation, biological process: cytoplasmic translation. NCBI's taxonomy places the organism in Eukaryota, Viridiplantae, Streptophyta, Lycopodiopsida, Selaginellales, Selaginellaceae. The transcript has a single exon. Gene Ontology annotation, cellular component: ribosome. The record is from RefSeq and is a predicted model, not a curated record. Bases 1 to 891 code for a protein of 296 amino acids.